AUGGGUCUCUCGUACAACGUCUACCUCACUUCGAAUAAGAUUUUUGGGUGCAAGCACUGCAAAACGCACUUGGCGGACUACAACGAUAUCAUCAGCCGGAAUUUCCGCGGUCAGCAUGGUAAAGCGUACUUGUUCAACACAGUAGUCAACAUCACCCAAGCCGAGGCCGUCGAACGCAACAUGACGACUGGUCGACAUGUGGUCCGAGACAUCGCCUGCAGGCAGUGCAAAGAGACGGUAGGGUGGAAAUAUGACAAAGCAUACGAAGGCAGUGAGAAGUACAAGGAAGGGAAAUUCAUCCUAGAAGAGGAGCUACUCUGCGUGGUGUGCUAG
Paecilomyces variotii is the source of this 333-nucleotide messenger RNA. RefSeq names its product Yippee/Mis18. The record is from RefSeq and is a predicted model, not a curated record. Gene Ontology annotation, cellular component: ubiquitin ligase complex. The transcript is spliced from 2 exons. The coding region runs from base 1 to 333 and encodes 110 amino acids. Lineage: Eukaryota; Fungi; Ascomycota; Eurotiomycetes; Eurotiales; Thermoascaceae.